Penicillium chermesinum is the source of this 1218-nucleotide messenger RNA. Its product is annotated as sphingolipid delta(4)-desaturase family protein. Gene Ontology annotation, biological process: ceramide biosynthetic process. Lineage: Eukaryota; Fungi; Ascomycota; Eurotiomycetes; Eurotiales; Aspergillaceae. Gene Ontology annotation, molecular function: sphingolipid delta-4 desaturase activity. The record is from RefSeq and is a predicted model, not a curated record. Gene Ontology annotation, cellular component: membrane. Bases 1 to 1218 code for a protein of 405 amino acids. The transcript has 4 exons.
AUGUCUGUCGUCGAAGCUGAGCAGCCACACCUGCGGGUGUCUGCUGCCAAUGGGCACUCGAACAAAGAGGCUCUCAAUGAGAGAAUUCCUCCUGCGGAAUCGGCUUCCGUCGAGGACAAGUUCUUUUGGACUUAUACUGAAGAACCGCACCGUUCCCGACGCAUGGCAAUCAUCAAGGCACACCCAGAGGUAACAAAGCUCUGUGGCCCCGAGCCUCUCACCAAGUGGGUCGUACUGGGAGUGGUCUCGACGCAGCUCACCUGUGCCUAUCUGCUGCGGAAUACCUCGAUCCUUGACUGGCGUUUCAUAGCCACAGCCUACUUCAUCGGUGCUACUUCGAACCAAAACCUCUUCCUCGCCAUCCAUGAAAUCUCUCACAACCUCGCCUUCCGAUCUGGAUUUGCAAACCGGCUACUGGCUGUGUUCGCCAAUCUCCCUAUCGGGGUGCCGUACAGCGCCGCAUUCAGACCUUACCACCUCACCCACCACAAGUCCCUCGGUGUGGCCGGCCUAGACACCGACCUGCCAACCGCCCUCGAAGCCUUCUUCCUUGACUCCGUCCUGGGCAAGACCUUCUUCUGCACCUUCCAAAUCCUCUUCUACGCCCUGCGCCCCCAUCUAAGCUUCGACUACCUGCUGACCCGCGCCACUGGCUCCCUACAACCCCUGUACUACCUCAUCAUGAGCUCCUUCCUCGCGGGCUCGCUGCACCCCUGCGCAGGUCACUUUAUUGCGGAGCACUACUUCUUUUCGAAGGUCAAGGGCGGCGGCACCGAGUCUCUCGCCGAGCUGAAGACGAAGCCUGCUGCUCCGAAGUCCGAGACCCCACGGGCCCUGGACAACCUCGCCCCGCCAGAGACUUACUCGUACUAUGGCCCGCUCAACAUCCUCACAUAUAACGUGGGUCUCCACAAUGAACACCACGACUUCCCCGCAAUCCCGUGGACAAAGCUCCAUAAGCUGCACCAGAUUGCGGCCGAGUUCUACGAGCCGCUUCCCUGCCACCGCAGUUGGGUGUGGGUUAUCUGGACGUUUAUCUGGGACCAAAAUGUUGGGCCGUGGUGCCGUGUGAAGCGUGCGCAGGGUGGUCGUGUUGUUGGUGGUGGCUCUGGGAAGAGCAAAACGCCUGCUGGUCGGAGUGGCGAGACUAUAUCGGCGCCACCGACGACUGGGGAAGAAGAGGGUGAUGGGUGGAAAGAGAGUGAGCUUCAGUGCUAG